Pochonia chlamydosporia 170 is the source of this 1599-nucleotide messenger RNA. RefSeq names its product TeaA receptor TeaR. NCBI's taxonomy places the organism in Eukaryota, Fungi, Ascomycota, Sordariomycetes, Hypocreales, Clavicipitaceae. Bases 1 to 1599 code for a protein of 532 amino acids. The transcript has 2 exons. The record is from RefSeq and is a predicted model, not a curated record.
AUGGCCGCCGUUUCAUCAGCUCCCACGGGAGCUACGGCUUUGACACCGCCGAGCAGCAGCCAUGGAGAAAACAUGUGGGAGCUUUCCGCUGGACAGUCAGAGAACACGAUGCAAGACAAGAACGACGCUCCCAGUUUAGAAAAACCCUUGCGAAGCCCCCUCGGUUCACAGAAUGGCAAUGCACUGUCUUCCUCGUAUGGCCAAACCAGCAACCAUUUUGAAAUGGCCGCUCGCAAAAUGCACUCUGUCGACAACCUCAGUUCCGCCAGAUGGGCCAAGUCAGGAGAUGGAACUUCAGGACUAUCACCUGCUCUGGCCAUUGAGCCCCGACAACCCCUACCGAGCGCCUCGGAUGGUACGUCGCUCGGAAAGCAAGCAGCUUUGGAUGAACGCAGACGGCAGAUUCAACAAACCUUGGGCUUAGAAUACAGUGAGGAGGAUUCCAAAUGGAUUCACCGGGACAAGUUAGCCAAGAUUGAAAGCGAGGAGCUCCAGGCCGCUGGCUUCAUAAUACCAAAGGUGCGAGCCUCGAGUAGGCAAAGACGUCCCAGGGGGCAAAAUUCCGUCGAUUACGACAACCAGCAACGCCCUCGGAAUCAGAGUUCCAUGGACUUUGACAAUCAGCAUCAACAGCGACAGCGCCAUGAUUCCGCCAACAUGGAUCAUGUUGGCGAGGAAGAACCCCCGGCCCAGCACUGGGACUUGAGGACGCCAGAAGAGAUUGCUGAAGAGGAGGCUAAUGCCUAUUUUGCCUCGCAGUGUCUCAAGGGAGGCACAAAAAUCCCGGUAGCCAAGAUCAGCCCCGCGCCUAUCCCACAAGAUUACUUGGAUCGCGGAUCUCCUUCUGUCCGACGCAUUGAAUCCAUGGAUGGCGAUACCAUUGCCUACACCAAAACUCGGUCUCGAAGUGCCAGUGCUUCUACCAAGGACUUCGAAGUAGUGAACAAUUGCAACCGACCUGCCAAUGGAAAGCGAUCAGUCACAGAGGGUUCACCAAAGAAAAGCACUGUGCGAAAGGCCUCAACGGCAUCAAAGACCAGCACCACAGCCAGUCGGCCGAAGACUAGAUCCGGUCCUACCAGAGAUGCGAGUGGAAACCGCCCACCCACACGAUCUGGAGAACCAUCUGCUGCUAGCAAGCAACCCGAGGGCGACCCACCGUGGAUGUUCGAUGCGUACAAGCCGGACCCGCGGUUGCCUCCGGAUCAACAGCUGCUACCCACGGUCGCCAAACGCCUGCGACAAGAAAUGUGGGAGAGGGAAGGGAAGUUUGGCGACGUCUAUGACAAGGAAUUCCGACCGCUCAACGACCACGAACUUCCGAAACCACAGGAGAAAGAGCCUCUCCCUCAAGAGGAGGAAGAUGCUCAACAAGCGGGAGAAUGGCCUUUGAAACCCGGUAUCACGAAGAGUCCAAAGCAGAGCUCAUACUCUACAAUGCCCAAGAUCUCGGACAAGCCUCCGGUCAGCCCUGUAGCAAGUUCCAAGGGUCCUGGACCAAUGCAACCAGUCUCCCAACCCCAAACGGUCGAACCAAUGAGACAGGAAGAGGAAGAAGCUGAGAAGAAGGCAGGAUGCGGGUGCUGCGUGAUAAUGUAA